Messenger RNA from Lathyrus sativus (Indian pea), 1326 nucleotides. NCBI's taxonomy places the organism in Eukaryota, Viridiplantae, Streptophyta, Magnoliopsida, Fabales, Fabaceae. The record is from the annotation of a GenBank genome assembly.
AUGGCUGAUAUUCUUUCUCUUUCAUCUUUUCUCUUCUCAAUCACCAUCUACUUCCUCUCUUCCUCUCAAGAUCUCUUCUCCGUUAAUGGCCAAUUUAUCAACAAUUUCACUCAAUAUUCAGUUACACCAAUCAACUACGAUCUCUAUCACUCCAGUCGAAAAUUGAUGGAUGAGAUCAAGGACUUGGUUCAUCGUCAUCCGGAUAAGCUAUCUAUGGAGACAGUUAAAGCUGGAAACAAAGGCUAUGGUGCUGAGAUUGCAGUGGUUACUUAUUGUAAGGGAAAGAAAGAUACUGCCGAGAGGCCAAAGAUUCGGAUCCUUCUUAGUUUUGGACAGCAUGGAAGGGAGCUGAUUACCUCAGAACUUGCUUUAAAGAUUUUGUCUCUUCUUACUGAAGAACAAUUUCUACCCGGCUUGAAUAAAGCUUCCUUAAACAGUACACUCGACCAGCUUGUAAUAAAGGUGAUUCCUAUGGAAAACUUUAAUGGCCGCAAGCUUGUUGAGGCUGGAGAUCUCUGUGAGAGAAGAAACGGCAGAGGAGUUGAUCUCAACCGGAAUUGGAGUGUAGAUUGGGGCAAAAAGGAAAAGGAUUAUGAUCCCUAUGAGGAGAAUCCCGGAAUUGCUCCAUUUAGUGAGCCUGAAAGUCAAAUUAUGAGGAAACUUGCCAUAUCUUUUGAACCACAUAUAUGGGUCAAUGUGCACUCUGGAAUGAAGGCCCUUUUUAUGCCAUAUGAUCACAAAAAUACAACACCUGAUGGAUUGCCAUUGCAACGGAUGAAGGCGUUGCUUGAAGAAGUUAAUCAGCUUCAUUGCGAAAAGCGUUGUGUGAUUGGGUCUGGAGGCGGUUCUGUAGGGUAUUUUGCGCAUGGGACAGCAACCGAUUUCAUGUAUGACGUUGUGAGGGUUCCCUUGGCCUUCACCUUUGAGAUAUAUGGGGACGCAACUGCUGCAUCAAAUGACUGUUUUAAAAUGUUUAAUCCCACUGACCGUGAUAGCUACAAUACUGUUCUCGAGGACUGGUCUGCAGCUUUCUUUACGAUAUUUAAAUUGGGGCCACACCAGCUUGGUGAAAUCCAAUCAAAAGCAUCUGUGGUUAAGUUGGAUAAGUUAGUAUCAAUAGAUGAGUAUCUAGAUGGGUAUUUGAUGGAGAGAAGGAAUAGAUAUGGAAAAAAGAUGGAGGUACUUGAGCUUGGAAUGCAAGAAAUAAGAACAUAUUAUAGGCUCUUUUUACUAUCGUCAGUUUUACUUUUGUGCAUGUUCUGUUCUAGAAUUUCAAAAACUAAAACUAAGGGGAGUAGACCAAUUGUUUCUGCUAUUCCCCUUUAA